UGCUUGCAUCCCGAACGACAUGUCGCUGGCUACUCUGGACUCAAUGGGCGGAGCCUCCACGGGAUCCGUGACGGUGACCGAGCAGCUCAACUUUUGGGCCGGGAGGCGCGUGGGGGGUCGGAACAGCGAGCAUGCAGAGCCGGUGUUCGAGCCUGCCACAGGUCGAGUCCUGUGCCAGAUGGUGCCCUGUGGAGCCGAGGAGGUGGAUGAAGCCAUAAUGAGCGCUCACGCUGCCUACGUGCAGUGGAGCAAGAAGGCUGGCACGGAGAGGGCCCGGGUCAUGCUGGAGGCAGCCCGCAUCAUCAGGGAACGAAGGGAGAAGAUUGCAAAGCUGGAAGUGAUCAACAAUGGCAAGUCCAUCACUGAAGCCCUGGUGGACAUCGACGUUUCCUGGCAGUGCAUUGAGUACUACGCUGGUUUGGCUGGUACUCUUGCAGGUCAGCACUUCCAGCUGCCUGGGGGGGCCUUUGCUUACACUAGGAGGGAGCCCCUUGGUGUGUGCGUGGGAAUUGGUGCGUGGAACUACCCCUUCCAGAUUGCAGCAUGGAAGUCCGCUCCGGCUCUGGCGUGCGGAAACGCCAUGGUGUUCAAGCCGUCUCCCUUUACGCCUGUGACCGCCGUCAUACUGGCAGAGAUCUACAAAGAGGCGGGGGUCCCUGAUGGGCUCUUCUGUGUCGUCCAGGGAGGAGCAGAGACGGGCUCACUGCUGUGCAAUCACCCGAAGGUUGCCAAAGUCUCCUUCACCGGCAGCGUUCCAACGGGGAAAAAGGUCAUGGAGAUGUCCGCCAAGGGAGUGAAGCAGGUGACCCUGGAGCUUGGAGGAAAGUCACCGCUGAUUAUCUUCAAAGACUGUGAUCUGGAGAAUGCAGUGAAGGGUGCACUCAUGGCAAACUUCCUCACACAGGGGCAGGUUUGCUGCAAUGGGACCAGAGUGUUUGUGCAUAAGGACAUCCUGCCACAGUUCCUUGAGGAGGUGGUUAAGAGGACCAAAGCCAUCGCCGUAGGUGACCCGCUCCUCGACAGCACCCGCAUGGGGGCGCUGAUCACCAAGCCCCACCUGGAGAAGGUGCUAGGGUUCGUCAGUCAGGCCAAGAAGGAGGGGGGCCGUGUGCUUUGUGGAGGAGAGCCUUUUGUCCCAAGUGAUCCCAAGCUGAAGGGGGGUUACUUCAUGUCUCCCUGCAUUCUCGACAACUGCAGAGACGACAUGACCUGCGUGAAGGAGGAGAUCUUCGGCCCGGUCAUGUCUGUCCUGCCGUUCGACACCGAAGAGGAGGUGAUCCGGCGGGCCAACAACACCACCUUUGGACUGGCCUCUGGGGUUUUCACCAGAGACAUUUCUCGAGCUCAUCGUGUGGCUGCAAGUCUGGAGGCGGGGACCUGCUUCAUCAACAAUUACAACAUCAGCCCAGUGGAGGUGCCAUUUGGAGGGUAUAAGAUGUCAGGCUUUGGCAGAGAGAACGGCCAGGUGACCAUCGAGUACUACUCCCAGCUGAAGACGGUGGUGGUGGAAACAGGCGAUGUGGAAAACUACUUCUAGAGUUUCCGUUUUACACUCAUUUCAGAGCAAUAAACGAAACUGUGCAGA
Oryzias latipes (Japanese medaka) is the source of this 1585-nucleotide messenger RNA. It is a transcript of the gene aldh9a1a.1, whose product is annotated as aldehyde dehydrogenase 9 family, member A1a, tandem duplicate 1. Gene Ontology annotation, molecular function: oxidoreductase activity, acting on the aldehyde or oxo group of donors, NAD or NADP as acceptor. The record is from RefSeq and is marked provisional. NCBI's taxonomy places the organism in Eukaryota, Metazoa, Chordata, Actinopteri, Beloniformes, Adrianichthyidae.